Molecule: messenger RNA, 813 nt
Organism: Caenorhabditis briggsae
Lineage: Eukaryota; Metazoa; Nematoda; Chromadorea; Rhabditida; Rhabditidae
Gene: Cbr-srsx-27
Product: Protein CBR-SRSX-27
Exons: 6
Coding region: 1-813 (270 amino acids)
Biological process (GO): G protein-coupled receptor signaling pathway
Cellular component (GO): membrane
Molecular function (GO): G protein-coupled receptor activity
Source: RefSeq, a predicted model, not a curated record
AUGUUCGAUUACAUAAAUCCUGCUAUUUUACCACUCGGUUUCUUUUUCUUUUUCUGCUCUUUGAUAGGAGUAAUUGGAAAUGCUAUUAUGGUGUUUUGCACUAUUAGAACAAAACGAUUCCGAUCUCCAUGUCAUCUGCUCAUUUGUGCAACAUGUGUCGCUGACUUGCUCCAUGUUUGUGGUCAGUUCCCAUUCUGUGUUCACCUAUUUGGAAACUUAACAUCUUCACAAGCUCAAUGUUUCUACAUCCUCUCCAUCCCAAUUGUUGGAUUCACGACUGGAGGUCCUUUGAUUCUGAGCAUGGGAAUUGAUAGACUGAUAGCUGUGAAAUUUCCCACAAAAUAUCGUUAUUAUCAAGAAGAACCUCGAAACUAUGUGAUUGCACAAUUAUCUUUUCCGCUUCUGUAUAGCAUUGUUUUUCUAGUCUACGGGUUUCUUGUAAGGGAUACAGAUGUGAAAAAAUCUAUCCUAGUGACAGUUGGAUUCGUUUUACUCGGCUGGGUGACCACUACCACUGCUAACACAUUAUCGUAUUCUAUAACUGAUGAUCUUUUCACUAUUCAAUUGAUCCAAAUGUAUGCUGGAAUCACUGUCAACUUCGCAGCAGCUUCGAAUGUUUUCGUUUUCUAUGCAAUAAAUUCUGAAUAUCGCUCUGUUAUCAAAUCCAUGUUCGGAAUCCGUAUCAAAGGUGGAAUGAUUUUCGAGCCGUCCAGUACUCAAACAGUCACAAAAGUGGUCCCUCGAUCUGUAUCUCAGCCGAACGUCGUCUUCGAAAAAACUCCAGCCGCUGCUCGACGAAUGACAGUUGUAUAA